AUGACAAUAGAGCAAAAACCACUUUGGGUACUUGGAUAUGGUUCAUUAAUAUUUAAACCACCUCCACAUGCUAAAUAUGUGAUACCUGGAGUUAUUCAUGGAUAUACAAGAAGAUUUUGGCAAUCAUCAUCAGAUCAUAGAGGUACCCCGGAGCAUAAGGGAAGAGUUGUUACAUUAAUUCCAUAUGAUGAUAUAAAGACAAGAGAAGAAUUUAUAAAAGAUUUAUAUAAAUAUGAAGAAAAUUUACAUGAUGAAUUCCAUAAAAAUGAUUUAAAAGUUUGGGCAUGUGCUUAUUAUAUCCCUGCAGAAUUUUCUCAAGAAGUUACUGAAUAUUUAAAUGUUAGAGAACAAGAUGGCUAUACUAUACAUAAUAUUCCAUUCUUAUUACAUCAUGAUCCAUUAAUACAUAAUCAAUCAGAAUUAGUUGAAGCUAUAAAUCAAUUACCAAAGGACCAUUUGACGGGGAAACAUGUCUUAACAAGUGUUGUAUAUAUCGGUACAGUGGAUAAUGAAAGUUUUAUAGGACCAGAGACCAUUGAAGAUACAGCUAAUGUUAUAAGUGAAGCCCAAGGUCCAAGUGGUGCAAAUUGGGAAUAUCUAGAGAAAUUAUAUCAUUCAUUAAAAGAGCUAGAUAAGAAUGGGAAAGAUAAUUAUUUAGAGAAAUUGGUGGAAAAAGUCAUUGAAGUUAGAAAAGAGAAAGGCAUAGACCUCAGUUGA
Molecule: messenger RNA, 717 nt
Organism: Hansenula ciferrii
Lineage: Eukaryota; Fungi; Ascomycota; Saccharomycetes; Phaffomycetales; Wickerhamomycetaceae
Gene: GCG1
Product: gamma-glutamylcyclotransferase
Exons: 1
Coding region: 1-717 (238 amino acids)
Biological process (GO): glutathione catabolic process
Cellular component (GO): cytoplasm
Molecular function (GO): gamma-glutamylcyclotransferase activity; glutathione specific gamma-glutamylcyclotransferase activity
Source: RefSeq, a predicted model, not a curated record